AUGUUAUAUUUUUAUCAUUUGAAAAGUUAUAAAUAUUUAAAAGGCGAUAACAGAUUAUUGCAAAACAAAUUCGCGAAAUGUGAUGGUUUACUUUUAGUCGUUUCCCAGAAAACAGCCAACAUGAAUAUGAAUUGUUUCAUUGUGAUCACUGUGGCACUGAUUUGGUGCCAGGCAGCUAGAUCAAUAGAAUCAAAUUUUUAUUAUGAAGAAUGCUGUGGUAAAAAAGGUGGAGCGUGUGUUUUAAAAAAUGAAUGUCCUCAACCAGUUUCGGAGGAAUUCGAGUCGCUUUGUCCUCUCCAGAAAUCAUUAGGGGCUGUUUGUUGCAAAGGAAUAAAAUCAGAAGACCUCAACUGCUACCAACAACACAAUGCAUGUUUCGACCCGAAAAAAUGCCCAAACAAUUUAAACCUAGGGAAAAAAGGAUGUCCAGAAAAGCAAAUAUGUUGUGUAUUAGUUUAGAUUCUAUUUUAUUCAUAUAAAUAAAUAAUACAGACCAAAUAAAUAUAAUUUUACAAACAUUAAUUAUUUCUUUUAAAUUUCCACAUAAAAUAACCAAUUAAAAUCCAUACUUAGCUCGACUCAUCAUCCUAUUACUCCUGCUAGUGGCCCACGCAGCCUUCAAUUCCUGCUCUUUAGCCUUGGCUUGCUGGGCCAAAAACGUAAUAUGAUGUUUUCGUUUUUUAGUAGAAUCUAUGGUACCAUCAUCCUCUGGCGGUUUGGGAGCGAGAUCCGGAUCAGUCAAGGACUUGGUCAUCAUUAAAUCUCUGUCUGGCAUUGAGUCGUCUUCAUUAAUGUCGAUUAGUUUGAUGUUACCUAUUGGCCGCCUGGAUUUUCCUAUUAGUUCUUUGAAGGCUUCGUUGUCUAGACCAUCGUAAGG
This is a messenger RNA of Ceutorhynchus assimilis (cabbage seed weevil), 877 nucleotides long. The record is from the annotation of a GenBank genome assembly. Lineage: Eukaryota; Metazoa; Arthropoda; Insecta; Coleoptera; Curculionidae.